AUGACUAAAGUUCAAGACAUUGUUGAAGAAAUUAUCAAGACCAACAAGAUUGCUGUCUUUUCCAAGACUUAUUGCCCCUAUUGCCACAGAGCAAAGGAAGUGUUAAAGCAACAUGGUGUACAGUUUUUCGUAAUGGAACUUGACAUAGAAGAACUUGGUUCUGCUGUUCAACAAUAUCUCCAGGAAAAGACCGGUCAGCGUACUGUUCCCAAUAUCUUUAUCAAUGAACAACACAUUGGUGGCUGUGAUGACUUGAUGAAACUUAAUAGCUCUGGUGAAUUAAAGAAGCUUUUACAAUAA
Rhizopus microsporus ATCC 52813 is the source of this 300-nucleotide messenger RNA. RefSeq names its product glutaredoxin 1. Gene Ontology annotation, molecular function: glutathione disulfide oxidoreductase activity. The coding region runs from base 1 to 300 and encodes 99 amino acids. The record is from RefSeq and is a predicted model, not a curated record. Gene Ontology annotation, biological process: cell redox homeostasis; cellular response to oxidative stress. The transcript has 3 exons. NCBI's taxonomy places the organism in Eukaryota, Fungi, Mucoromycota, Mucoromycetes, Mucorales, Rhizopodaceae. Gene Ontology annotation, cellular component: cytoplasm.